AUGAUAUAUUUAUUAUUUAUUAUACCAUUACUAUUUAUUACAAUAUUAAUACCUGUUGGAAUUGUGGGACAAAAUUUGGAGAAAUCAAGAUCAGUCUGGGUUGAACAAGGUUUAUUACUUGGUAAAAUUUAUAAGUUAGCCGAUAAUUAUAUUCAAAUAUUUCGUGGCAUACCAUAUGCUGAAGCACCUAUUGGUCCAUUACGAUUUAAGCGUCCAGUAAAACGAGCACGAUGGCAUCAGGAACAUGCGGCACUCGAUUACGGUGCACCGUGUUUACAAUUUAUGGAAUUUCAUAAACAAGAUAAAUUUGCCGGUUCAAAUAUGCAGAAGGAAAGUGAAGACUGCUUAUUUCUUAAUGUUUUCACACCAUUUGAUCCAGAAGAAGAAUCGAAAUUACAUCCGAUUAUUGUAUGGAUCCAUGGUGGAUCAUUUUUAGCCGGUUCAGGUGACACUGGUAUCGAUAUGGAAGUAAUCACGAAACAUUUCACAUCGAAUGGUGUUGCAUUAAUAACAGUUAAUUAUCGGCUUGGACUUUUAGGAUUUUUGAAUUAUAAGAACAACGAACACGUGGAAGGUAAUUUUGGCAUUUGGGAUUUGGUAAUGGCAUUGGAAUGGAUUCAAACAAAUGUUAAACAACUAAAUGGUGAUCCAUCAAAGGUUACAAUUAUGGGUGAAAGUGCUGGCGCAGCUGCUGUUUCCGUUCUUGCAGUAUCACCCAGAACAAAAAAUUUAUUGCAUCGAGCUAUCAUGUUAUCCGGUUCCUCAACAGCUGGUUGGGCUAUUCAUCGUUUUGGACAACCGGCAUGGAGUGUAAACAAUAUUGCGGCAUAUAUUGGAUGUGAGAAAGAACUGGAUAAACAAACAAUAGAACCAUUAUUAAAAGCUUCCGGAUUGCCAACUCUCAGUAAAGAAUGUAAUAUGCAAGAAAAAAUACCGGAAUGUUUAAUUAAUAGCGCAGAAAUGAGUGGUAUGGAAUUGGUUGAAUGUUUUAGAAAUGAACUCAAUCUUUCAUCAUUUUCAUUCCGUUAUGCAAUUGCUACUGAGCUAGGAGUAUCGAAAAUGGUUGUGGAUGAUGAAUUGAUACCACAAUCUGGUGCUGAAUUAAUUAGCAAGAAUGCACGAGUUCCAAUUAUAAUUGGUGUCGCACAACAUGAAUGGGCCCAUAAGAGAGCUCAAGAUUAUGGUUUGAAUGAAUUUAAAGAUGUUUCAAUUAAGGAUUGUAAUAGUAACAUUCGUAAAAUUAUCAAUGAACACUAUCAUACUAGUUGUGCAAAAAAACUUCACAAUUCAACAUUGGAACUUAUAGCAAAUGCUAGCUUCCUAAGAUAUAUUGAUACGCCAGAAAAGAAUCGUACCUUAAUGCGUGUUGUUUAUGGAUUACAAGAUUUAGAAGCGGAUAUCGAAUUCGUGGCACCUGCACAACGUGAAAUUGACAGUUAUGUGGAGAAUGGCAUACCUGUUUAUGCAUAUUCAUUUAGUUAUUUCCCAAAAUCACCAAUUUAUGAGGAAGAUCAAAAGAAAUAUACUAUUUUUGGCCAUGAAACAGUUAAAGUAAAACGAAAGGAACUUCAAAUACGACGGAAUGGUCGGCCAAGAGCAUUUCAUGGCCUAGAUCAUGCUUACAUAUUUACAAAUGGUUACAGUAAUAAUUUGUAUAUUGAACCAUUCGGUAAAAGAGAUCAACAAAUGGCUAAAAUGCUUGCAACAAUGAUUACAAAUUUUGCCAAAUACGGGGAACCGACACCAACUAAUUGGAAUGGUUUCAAAUGGACACCGUUUACAAAUGAGUCCGCGCAAUAUGCAAUUUUAGAUUUACCGCCGAGGAAAGCAAUUGGUAGUUUACAUUGGCCGGUGACAAAUUUUUGGAAUAAAGAAACAGCACUUUUAGAAAAAUUAUCAUUGCGUGAAAAACCUGUGCAAACAUUAAGCGAAGAAUUAACUGCUGAUGAACGAUUACAGUUAGCAGCUUAUCGACGUGCAUGGUGGGCAUUAUGGCUACUCGUUGGUAUGAUUGCUUUAGUAAUUUGGAUCAGUGUCAUUUGUGUGGUUGUGACACGAUGUCACAGUCCUCGAGCCAAACCCUACAAUAAUAUCGUUGUCAAUAGAUGA
Messenger RNA from Brugia malayi, 2109 nucleotides. RefSeq names its product Carboxylesterase family protein. The transcript has 14 exons. Gene Ontology annotation, molecular function: hydrolase activity. The coding region runs from base 1 to 2109 and encodes 702 amino acids. NCBI's taxonomy places the organism in Eukaryota, Metazoa, Nematoda, Chromadorea, Rhabditida, Onchocercidae. The record is from RefSeq and is a predicted model, not a curated record.